This is a messenger RNA of Ctenocephalides felis (cat flea), 753 nucleotides long. RefSeq names its product zinc finger MYM-type protein 1-like. Lineage: Eukaryota; Metazoa; Arthropoda; Insecta; Siphonaptera; Pulicidae. The transcript has a single exon. Bases 1 to 753 code for a protein of 250 amino acids. The record is from RefSeq and is a predicted model, not a curated record.
AUGAAACAGCUCGAUAACGAAAUUUUAUACUGGAAAAAAGUUUUACAUCGAGUAAUUGCGAUCGUUAAAUCUCUCGUCAUAAAAGGGCUGCCAUUCAGAGAACAUUCGGAACGAAUUAGAGAUCAACAUAAUGGAAAUUUUUUGGGUUCUGUCGAGCUUCUUGCUGAAUUUGACCCAUUUUUACAAGAACAUUUAAAAUUAUACGCGCAUCCUGGUCGUGGAAAUACCUCUUAUUUGUCUAAAACAAUUUACGAAGAAAUAAUAUCAUUAGUUCAAAGUAAAGUAUUGAAACAUAUCACCAAGGAAGUGCAAUCUGCUAAGUAUUUUAGUGUAAUUGUGGAUUCUAAGCCUGAUAUUGCUCAAGUAGAUCAACUGACAAUAAUUAUUAGGUAUGUACGUGAUAAUGGCGAAAUUGUCGAAAGAUUUUUAGAAUUCAUUCCAAAUACUGGCCAUAAGGCUCAAGAUAUUGAAGAUGCUCUAUUAAAAUCUCUUGAGAGAAAUGGUUUGGAUAUUAUGAACUGUCAUGGUCAAUCAUACGAUAAUGAAAGCAAUAUGUCAGGUGUAUACUCAGGAGUGCAGUCAAGAAUCAAAGCAACUAACCCCUUAGCAGAAUACUUUCCUUGUGAGGCUCAUUCCUUAAAUUUAGUGGGAACUUGUGCAGCGGAAUCUGUAACCGAGGCUGUCGGCUUUUUUUCUACUCUGCAAGAAUUAUACAAUUUUUUACCAUUUCAACCAAUCGUUGGGAGAUCUUAG